Paramecium pentaurelia is the source of this 1756-nucleotide messenger RNA. The record is from the annotation of a GenBank genome assembly. Lineage: Eukaryota; Ciliophora; Oligohymenophorea; Peniculida; Parameciidae.
AUGAACAUUUUUUCAGAGAGAUCUUCAUCUAUAUAUACAAAAAGAAACUUUAUAUCUGAAUGUUAAACCCCUUCAAAAGAUUCUAAAGGAUAUAUUUCACUUUCUAAAUAAUUAAAUAUGCCUAUAACCUAAAUUUCAAAGAAAACAACAUCAAAUUAAAGAAAAAAAAUAAAGUUAUUUGAUUCACCUCAUCUAAAUGAUGACACCUUUACAACUUUGAGUAAUAAUUAAUCAAAAAAUGAAGUGGAUAUACUUUCAAAACUAAUGAAUUGGGAAAAAAUGCAUUUAAAUCAAUAGUAAUACACCUCUAAACAUUACAAUGAUUUAAAACCUAAAACAGAAUAUUUAAGAAAUCAAAAUCCAAAAUUUAUAGAUAUAAAUUAGAAAGAACAUGAGAUUUAUAUAGAUAAAUGUAAAACUUAAAAAUAAGCACCUAAAUCAUAAUUUAUACCUAAACAAGUUCAAUUAGAAGUUUAGUUAGAUGAUAUGGAAUCAAUUUAAAUGGAAAAUUUAGGUCCUCAAUAUGCAUAAACAAAUCAAUAAUAAUUAAAUUAAUAUAUAAUCUCCAUAGCGAAAACAACUAAUAGAAUUCUACCAAGUAUAUUUAAUUGUAUUAAAUUAGAGAUUUAAUUACCUGAUAAAAAUAAAAAAAAUAACAUACUGCCAAAUCUCAAUCGAUAAAACAGAAUUUAUAGUGUUUUAAAUGAUUUGCAACUUCAAUAAAUGUUGGAUAAAGAUGAUUCUAUAGAUAAUAUAACUGAGCAAUAAUAAUUAUUGUUUCGUAAGAGGAAAACAUAAUAAAAAAAGAGUAUGUUAAGAAAAAGAAUUAUUGUUGUAUUAGCAGUUAUAAGGAUUUCUAAAAAAUAUAGGUAUUAAUAAAUCUUAUAAUACUAGAGUAAUAUUAAAAGAAAGAGCUUAAAAAACAUAAAAUUUAGAUUAAUAAAAGAGUGUGCAUUAAAAAUAUCUUGAUUAAUUUAGAACAAAAAACCUUUAAUAUCAUUAAAAAGACUUUGCAGAUGGAAUAUUUAAAAAAUUGAAUUCAAUCCUUCUAGAUAAAAAAUACAUUAAAGAAUGUGAAUAAAUUUCAAGAUUACAAGAUUUUAUAUAAAAAGAUAUAAAAAAGUAAAGAUUUUGUUAAUUCAUUUCUUUAUUUUUAUAAUCUUUAGAAAUUGCAACAAAUUAAAAUGUUUUACCACCAGUAAUCGUACAUCAACUUAAUUUAAAUUUCUUUAAAACUAAUAAUACUUAAUCAUGUUUAUUUGUUUUAAAUAGAGCUUGUUAUUAUUCAACUCUAAUAUAAAAAAUAACUAAAAAAUAAUAAUUAUUAAUAGCUACAGAAUAUUUGAUAUUCUAAUUAGUCAUUCCUAAUAUUUUUUAAAUUCUUAAAGAUAUGAAAAUAAAGAGUGUAGAACAUAAUAAUUAAACUUUAAGUUAUUUAACUGCUUUAACUGAAAUGGUUUAAAUGUUUUUUGUAGAUUAUUUUAAAUAAUUAGAGAAAGUAAGUAGUAAAAAUGUAAAACCUAUCUAAAGAAUUUUGUAGUUAGAUAUUGAUGACAAUUCAGGUAUUGCAAAUUCUGAAGUCAUUAUUACUUCUAAAAUUAAUUAAGAUGAAACUAUUAUAAUAGAAAAUGGUUUCGAUAAAUCAAGUAUUAAAGAAUUACAAAGUUGUAAACCCUAUUGGGAUGAAAAAAUGAAAUCUAGAUUUAUUAAAAUCAUUUCUAAUAUUGAGAAACAUAUUUUGAUUAAAAAUAAUUGA